UUACUUCAGUGCAGCUCACAGUUUUUAACACAAACAUUUGAAAUAUCAAGACUGUCGUGAUGGCCACGCUGAGGACUGCCGAUGCCUUCAGGAGCUGACGUCACGGUUGCCUAGAGACAGACAACAAACACCUUUUUAAAACGUCCACCUGAUACUCGUAGCAUUCUCAGAACCAAAAACUCUUCCAGAUGCGAGUAGGACCAGUUCGUCCCUGACUGACCAGGAUCCGUGAGGAUGAAUGAAGCUAAAUGUGAAAAUGAAAAUGUGUGUGAGUUUGAAAUCGACAGGCUGGAUCAGGACAGCAGCGCUUCAGACACACAGCUCAGCUUCUGCCGCUGUCAUCUGCACAGGCCAGAAAAAUAAAGAAAUUUGAAAAGAGUUGCGUUUCUGUAUUUCAUAUUCAGACGACUUUAUACCACAACUGGUUAUAAAAAAGAUAAUUUUGUGUUAAUUCUAGAGAUUUGAUCCAAAAAUAUUUGAAUUUUGCAUAUAAGUUUGUCGGAUAAAUUGACAGUAGACUUAAUCAACUAAAAUUUUACAAUUAGUCCACCAAAACUAGACCAAGACUAAAACAAUUUGGACUAAAUAAUGACUCAGACAAAAUGACAUUUUAGUCAAAAGACUAAAACUAAACAUUUUCUGUCCAUAUUGACCUUGAUCUAAAGAUUGGAUAACCUAUAAAAACAGGAUCUUUUCAGACGGAUGGAUUCAGCUUUCACUUGGAAAAUAAGAAUUUGGUCUAAAUGAUUUUAGUAUGACAGGAAAAUAUUUUAUUCAUGAAGUCGUUUAAAAAUGAUUUAAUUUUAUUUGAAAGUGGAUUAAAACUGAAUUGACCAAAGCUUGUAUUACUGGAUUAUGUGAAUGGGUUUGUAAUUUCGUAUUAUAUUUGUAUCCAUCUAUAGAUAUUCUUUGAAAAAGGUGGAAAUGUGAGUUUGAUUUUGUUGUUUCUGAUCCUUUUCUGCUUUGGACUUUUCAAUGAAGAAAAACACAAUUUAAAAACUAGCUUAUUGUAAAGAUAAGCUAGCUAUCAUAAUCAUCAUCAUCAUCAUCAUCAAGUGGUAAUAUUACCCCUACUACUAACAAUAAUAAUUUAUAUUAAAGUGUAAUUUCUUUGUUUGUAGCAUAAAGUGGAACUCUAAUUCGAUGUUUCUCUCGGAACCUGAAACUGUAACAUCCGGUGGAAGUAAACAGAGCAGCUAGCCCGGUUAGCCUCCUGCUAGCAGCUGUCGCUGUGUCCAGGAGUUUUCUGGUUCUGUUCAGCAACAAUGUGUUCCGUUGAGCCUCUGAGAGAGUUUAUCAGAGAGAGACUAACUGCUGCUGCUGAAGAAAUCUUCACCCAGCUGGAAAAAACCAUCGUCCAGUACGAGGAGGAGAUCGACCGGCAGCGGAGACUGCUGGACCUCACCUGGAGACCCCGAACCGAGCCGAACCCCGCAGGUUUUCCACCUGGUCGUUUCUGUGAGGAGGACGUCCGUAACGACCAGCGGCUCCUUCACCAGGAGGAAGUCGGAACUCCCCAGCAAGAGCUACAGCUCCCCGAGAUUAAAAGGAAGAAGAAGAAGAAGAAACCACUGCAGCCUCCAGAGGUCAAAGAGGAACAUGAAGAACUGUGUGUCAGUCAAGAAGCUGAGCAGCUCGUCCUGAAGCAGGAGACGGAAACACUGAUGGUGACAGUCGAGUAUGAUGAACCCGAACCGAGCAACGACCCACUCCUGCCUCAGAGAUCUCCCAAAGCCGAGACUCUGGAGUCGGGGACGAGCAGGUCUGAGGAGCUGGAAGCAAACUGUCUGUCUGAACCAAACACAAGUAGAACACCUGUCAAAUGUGACUUCUGUGAGAAAGAGUUCAGGUUUCAGUAUGCCAUGAGGAGACAUCGCAAAAUCCACACCGGAGAGAAGCCGUUCUCCUGCAAGACCUGUGGGAAGAGUUUCAUCAGAAAGUUUGCUCUGCUGACUCACAUAAGGGUCCACACUGGGGAGAAGCCAUACUCCUGCUCCGUCUGCGGGAAAUGUUUCCGCUGCAGCAGCGACCUGUCAAAGCACACCAGCAUCCACUCCAGUGAGAAACCGUACUCCUGUGAGACCUGCCGGAAGAGCUUCACCACCAAGCGCAGUCUGAUCCUCCACAGCAGGUGUCACUCAGAGGAGAAACCUUACUUCUGUCCCAUUUGUCACAAAGGCUUCAGGAGGAGCGACAACCUUUCAGUUCACAUGAGAACCCACAUGGAUGAGAAACUGUUCACAUGUGAGUUCUGUGGUAAAAGUUUCAACCAGAACGUCCAUCUGGUGAUCCACAGGAGGACCCAUACGGGGGAGAGCCCAUUCCCAUGCAGCAUGUGUGAGAAACGUUUUAAGAACCGCUCUGCGCUGAACAGUCAUCUCCGGCUGCACGCUGCAGACCCGCUGUAGGGAACCAGAACAGAACCAGAACCAGGAGCUCUGCUGACACACCCAGUUUUCAGAUUGUUUUAUUUCUUCUGGUUCCUUUGAGGCGUUUCCAUGGUGAUCAAAAGUUAACUUUUGCAUGAACGGAGCUUUAGGCUAGUCUAGAGGUUGAAGUGGAAAAUUACAAUAAGGUCACAUCUGCUAGUUGUAUUGCUAUAUGUUUAUUCUAGCUUCCUGUAUAGACCCACUAAAAUAGAACUAUUUGGGUUCCAUGUAGAAGGUUGGGAGUCGUUUUCCACAGCUGCAUCAGAACCAGACUGUCUCGCCUCUUGUUUUAGAACCUUUAGAACUCAUGUGUUGUCUUUUCAUCCAGACCUGCUUCAUUAUUGAGUAUUGAUUAUUGAAGCUUUCUGAGUUGUGCACAAUUCAUAAAUAAACCUGAUUGAGUGAUUUUUACCUGA
Messenger RNA from Xiphophorus hellerii (green swordtail), 2845 nucleotides. RefSeq names its product zinc finger protein 239-like. NCBI's taxonomy places the organism in Eukaryota, Metazoa, Chordata, Actinopteri, Cyprinodontiformes, Poeciliidae. Bases 1266 to 2408 code for a protein of 380 amino acids. Gene Ontology annotation, biological process: regulation of transcription by RNA polymerase II. The record is from RefSeq and is a predicted model, not a curated record. The transcript is spliced from 2 exons. Gene Ontology annotation, molecular function: RNA polymerase II cis-regulatory region sequence-specific DNA binding; DNA-binding transcription factor activity, RNA polymerase II-specific.